This is a messenger RNA of Haemonchus placei, 576 nucleotides long. NCBI's taxonomy places the organism in Eukaryota, Metazoa, Nematoda, Chromadorea, Rhabditida, Trichostrongylidae. The record is from the annotation of a GenBank genome assembly.
AUGGCCCAUUACAGUUCAUGGAACCAUCACGACCGAUAUAAUGCAACAGAAGAAACAUCACGACUUCGUCCUCCAACCCGCCAUACAACAUCGAUGGAAUCAACUACAAAUCGCACCAACGGCGACUACCUCGCAAACUUCCCAAUUCUUUCAAGCUUCUUCGUCAGCGAUGGCAAGAAAACAGCUAUCGUAGAUCCAUCGCCUGCAAACCAACUGUUGCCAUACUCCAUAGGACAACUACAAUGCGAUUCAUUGGAAGACGUAACAACAUUCAACGAAUGUCGAUCCUCGCCGACAUCUUGUCAACGUUCGACAACAGUAUACAGCGCACAUUGCGAGUGCCCAAAUGGAAACAUGACCAGCUACUUAUCCACGCAUCACGUAUUCUUCCGUUAUCAAGCGACAACAUCAUCAUCCUCGAACAACACAACGACAUCAUCGCAAAAACAUCAACAGGAACGAGUGUCUCCGUUCAACUCUUUAUUAAUAGCAUGCAAAUCUACACGAAACAAUGGCGGAACACAUGUACAAUUGAACCUGGAUUACUUCACGGAUGUUACUCAUGUUACAUUUUAG